GGAGACCUACCUGUAUUAUGACACUGUUUUUAGGCGCCGUCGAAGGUUAAUAAUAGGAACUCUUUCCCUGACUUAUCCAGCUAACAGGUGAUAACCAAGCUGCCUUUAAAGUGUUCAGAAAUGGUUAGCACGUUAGAAGGAGCGCUGAAUGAAAGCGAUGGUCUACUACCCAUGCCCAAGGCGCACGGGUAGUAAGCAGAAGGAAGUUGCAUCUGCUCGCGUUAAGAGAAUCAGCUCCCGUUGAAAGCAUUGUGCGUCGGUGUUGAACAUCCUUAAAUAAAACCGACCACCGCGGAACGAAGCUUCUCACGCGUCGAAUUCAAAAUGCAAAGGUCGUGAAGCCGAACUUUUAAAAGUAGGUGGUGAUUUUAAUGGCAAUGACGCGCCGGACCUUGACGACGCUUCGGUGGUGCACCUGCUGUAAGACCUGGGGCCUCCGCUGCCGGCCUGCAGUUUCCAUUCGCCAGGAAGACAGGCGCUCAGACUCGGCCUUUAGAGGUCAUUUUGAGAGAAUAUGCCAUGUUUUCCCACAUGUUUAUUGGGAGAAACCCCAAACACUUCCCUUUGUCAUACGAUGCUUUGACGCGGUGGAGUUGUGCUCAUUUUUUCCAGAAGAAGAUAUAAAACUCUUUCAUGCGCGUAAACCUUAUGUGGGUUUUUAAAAUUAAAUGCCUGCAGCUCCCGAUAAAGAUGAUUAACCAUACUGUAAGGCAGACUAUUCCAUUCAAUUCACAACUAACGCGACUUCCAAACUUUUGGAAUAAAUAUGACUGGCGCACACCGGCAAAGCUUUACAGACGCGUUUAUUAAGAUAUGACUCGUGUUUGAUGUAGCGGAUUGAGUGAGGGGCUGCUUUAAAUGACGAAGUCAAACGUAAAAGUCAAAAGUACAGAUGAGCAAUUGGAAAACAGGACUGUAUUUCCCGAGGCAGAACAGAAUGCGAGUCUGGUUUGGUUGUUUUUUUUUUAACCUCUGGAUAUUUCGGGUGAUGUAACACAAUGUCUUAAGCAGACACAAAAAAAUACCCUUUACCCCCCACACAACAACCUCUUGUGUGCCGCUUUGCCGGACGCACACCGACUGCGGAGUGAACUUCAGCGCUAUCUGGCCGGCCGGCCGGCGGCCGCAGAGGCUGUCUCUAGGUGUGUAUCCCUCGCUCCCAGCGCAGGGAUGCCUGGGCUCUGAUUGGCUGGCGCCUCUGGUUAAUGGCACGCGACUGUGGAUGUAGUUAUAAGAGUCCUCGCGUGCCAGCCUUCAGCUGAAGCAACUCUUGAACAUCCAGAAGACAGAGCAAAGAGCAGGCAACCGCUGUUACUGGGCAACAGGGAGACGAGUCGAGAGAGAGAGAGAGAGAGGGGGGAAAAAUGGACACAGUGUUGGAUCAAUUCACGGGGCUGGACUCCUUCUCCUCCCCUUAUUUCGACGAAGAGGAUUUUUUUACAGAUCAGUCCUCCCGCGACCAUUUGGACACGGACGAGUUCCUGGACGAAGACGUGGACUUCCUGACCAGCCAGAUCCAAGACUACUACCAGGACAGCAGGGUGGUGGCGCACGAUGGGGAGUACUGCGACGCCGGCAACUUCUCGUUCUCCUCCUCGUCGUCCACGUUUUCUUACAGCUGCGCGGACAGCACUUCCGAGAUGUCCCCCCAGCUGAAAGGAGAGGGGUCGCUGCUGAAGAGGCGGCGGCGAUUGAGAUCAGAGGCCGAAAUGCAACAGUUGAGGCAGGCUGCCAAUGUCAGGGAGCGCCGGAGGAUGCAAUCCAUUAAUGACGCUUUUGAGGGGCUGCGGUCCCACAUCCCCACGCUGCCUUACGAGAAGAGACUCUCCAAAGUCGACACUUUGCGCCUGGCCAUAGGCUACAUUAACUUCCUCGCAGAGCUGGUGCAGUCCGACAUGCCUAUCCGGAACAGCCACAGCGAUGCGUCCAGCCAGCCCAAGAAAGUCAUCAUCUGUCACCGGGGCACAAGAUCUCCGUCUCCGAGUGAUCCCGACUAUGGGCUUCCUCCGCUAGCCGGUCAUUCUCUGUCCUGGACGGAUGAGAAGCAGCUGAAGGAGCAGAAUAUCAUCAGGACCGCGAAGGUCUGGACUCCAGAGGACCCACGGAAAUUAAACUUAAAAUCCUCUUUGAACAACAUUGAGAAUGAACCUCCAUUUGAAUUCAUAUCAUAGGAGCUCCCGAGCCUUCUUGGGAAUGAUGUUAUUUGUGUGUUAACUAACUUAAUGAUGUGGAUGUAAAUAAGCGAAUGUACAGAUGAUUGAUUGUAAAGGUGUGUAUAUAUUGAGGUUUUCAAAGCUGUUCAAUCUAAAUGGGGAAAAAAAGCCAAUGGCAAUCAAUGUAUUUAUUGUAUUUAUUGAAGAGAUUACAUGAUCUAGAAUCAUAGAGACUGAAUGUAUUUGUAUUUAAUUGUUUUCAAUUAAUCAAUAAUAUAUGAUCUAAUUUAAUUUAAAAAUAAACUUUUGCUACGUGUAAGUAAGGGAAAUAUAGAUCUAUAUUUUGGAAUUUUUAAGAAUAUUUUGAAAUUAUU
This is a messenger RNA of Lepisosteus oculatus (spotted gar), 2527 nucleotides long. RefSeq names its product pancreas associated transcription factor 1a (gene ptf1a). The record is from RefSeq and is a predicted model, not a curated record. Gene Ontology annotation, molecular function: DNA-binding transcription factor activity, RNA polymerase II-specific; protein dimerization activity; RNA polymerase II transcription regulatory region sequence-specific DNA binding. Gene Ontology annotation, biological process: regulation of transcription by RNA polymerase II; developmental process. Lineage: Eukaryota; Metazoa; Chordata; Actinopteri; Semionotiformes; Lepisosteidae.